This is a messenger RNA of Orbicella faveolata, 2336 nucleotides long. RefSeq names its product protein ERGIC-53-like. The record is from RefSeq and is a predicted model, not a curated record. Gene Ontology annotation, cellular component: endoplasmic reticulum-Golgi intermediate compartment; endoplasmic reticulum membrane; Golgi membrane. Gene Ontology annotation, molecular function: D-mannose binding. NCBI's taxonomy places the organism in Eukaryota, Metazoa, Cnidaria, Anthozoa, Scleractinia, Merulinidae. Gene Ontology annotation, biological process: endoplasmic reticulum to Golgi vesicle-mediated transport.
UGCCUCACGCGCCAAAUUUCUAAGUCAAUUUUCAAAAUGGCUUCCGUAGAAGCUUUGUAUGGCGUAAUAUCCUUAUUGUUUUUAUCUAGUAUAUCUUUAGCUUCAGUACCCAGUGAGCGUCAUGUUAAAUUCCAAUAUAAACAUAGUUUUAAAGGGCCACAUCUAGUGAAUAAAGAUGGAGCAAUUCCGUUUUGGAAUCACGGUGGAAGCGCUAUACCUAGUGAUGAACAAAUUAGAUUGACUCCUUCAAUGACGAAUAAAAAAGGCUAUGUAUGGACAAAGAGUACUUUCCCCCAUGAUUGGUGGGAAGCAGAGAUAGCCAUUAAAGUAACUGGCAGAGGAAGAUUAGGUGGAGAUGGUGUGGCAAUUUGGUAUACAGAGACUGCAGGUGUAGAGGGCCCAGCAUUUGGAAAUAGUAACACAUGGAAAGGUCUUGGUGUUUUCUGUGACUCAUUUGAUAAUGAUCAACAGGGAAACAAUCCGUUUAUUUCAGUAAUGCUAAAUGAUGGAAAUCAGAUCUAUGACCAUAACAAAGAUGGACAAGAUCUCCAGCGUGGUGGUUGCUUACGAGAUUUCCGAAAUCGUCCCAACCCAGUUAGACUAAAACUUCGCUAUUAUGAAAAUGUCCUCACAGUAAGUGCAGUAACUGUUAUUGCUGGCACUGUUCAAUAUAAUUAUUUAUUUAUUAAUUUUUUUUAUUUUUUUUAUUUUUUUCAGACUGAAACUGGAAUGAGUGAAGAAGAGCAGAAGAAACUUGCAGAGCAGUAUGAAGAAUAUCAAAAGAAACUAGAACAACAAAGAGAAGAGUACAAGACUGCCCACCCUGACAAAGUAAAGAGUCCUGAAACAGAGUAUGAGAAUGUUUACGAGCGAGACGUUCGUCUGGUUUAUGAAGGUCAAAAUGCAAUUCACCAGAUGAUCAGCAACCUUCACACCAAGGUGGGUGAGUUAACAGUACAAGUAAACACAUUGUACACUCUGGUGACCUCAGAUCACAAUCAAAUUGGCCAGGUGGUUAAACACGACCAAACAAUCAAUCGACAAGAAGUGAACACUUUGAUUAACAUGCAACAACAGCUGAGUUCAAAACUACAGGAGAUCAGUAAUUUAGUGAAUCAAGGAGGUAAUGUGGACAAAAGAGAUGUUGGUGACUCUGCUGGUGUGACAUCUAAACUCAGUGACAUGCAGAAUGCUAUUGAGUCUCUGACUCAUUCAGUCAACACUGUAGCAACUAAACAACAAAUGAUUGGAGGGCAGGAGAAGAAAGACUGUCCCCCACCCCCUCCCAUGCCCCAGUGUAUAGGUCCUGGAUAUUUCGUGGUUUUAAUCGUAGCUCAAUUAUUUAUGUUGAUUGGUUACAUUGGAUACAAGAAUCAAAAGGAGGCUGCUGCAAAAAAGUUCUUUUAGGAUUCUAUCUUGAAUUACCUUUCUACAAGCUACUCCGUUUCCAUAACACAGACACUUGUGGGAUGUUUGGAAUCAAUUGAAAUUAUUGCCCCAGGGCUGUUAGCGGGCUUGAAUUGAUCGCCGCGCAGUUAAAAUAAACUUAUACAUUCAUUAAAAAGUUUUAAAAACUUUUGUACUACGUACAUCAAGCGAUAUUGAAAAGACAACUGAGCUGCUCUAAGGCUUUGAUUGGUAUCAAUACAUUCCUUAAUGGGGAAUUCAGCCGUAAUAUUAAAACGUUAGUCUAUUUAAAGAUUUGACAGCUUAUCAUCUGAGUGUUGAUUACAAACCGUGCUGUUAGCAGCUUUUAUCUAGUUUCUUGUUAAAUGCUACAAAACCAACGAUACCUCGUCGUUUGUACAUGUUGUAUGCAUCAAGGUGUGGUCGUGUGUGUAUAGGAGGAAAAGCGUUUUCUGAACAACAUUGAAUGGGACUUCUUUAGUAUUCCACAUGGUAUAUUUAUAUCAUUAAUUCAUUAUUAAUCUCGCGUCUUUUAUUCGAAUUAAACCUAAAUGACCGCCUUAAUAUACUUAAUUAACUCAGAGAUGGAUAUAUUGGUCGAGGGAGAUGUUUAGACUGAGAGUUUUUGCAAUAUAAAACUAACACUGACCCAAAAAGAUCAUGGCAGUCAUGAAAAAAUAACCAAACUGUUUCGAGAUUUUUGGUUUUCAAAUUGAGUGGAAAAGAGAGAGUACGACGUGAACUGUCUGUUAAAAAAAAUUUCAAGCUCAUUUCUUAUUGGCUUUGAAAGUUAUAAUAAGAUAAUUUUUAGAGGACAGCUAUACAAUCGUAUGAUAUAAUACGUACCAUUGUCAGUUUUACGAUAACUGCAGAAAUUCUCGCGCGCUCAUGGGCUAAUUUUCAUUGUCAGUAAGCGGACAGACAAAUGA